AUGAUUAACUUAUAUUUAACAAAUAGAGAAAUACUUUUAUACGAUGUGGACGAUUGGGCAGUUUUGAGAAAAAAUUAUAGAAUUAUAGGAGAAAUAGUAGGAGAUUCUUUACAUACACCAUCUCUACCAGUUAAAAUUCUCCCAGAAGAAGCUUGCUUACUCUUGUCUAAGAAUAUUGUUAAUGUACUAGAAGCUUCUGAAGAAAUAAUCAAAACUAAAAACGAUCAAAAUCGAUUAGACGAGUAUGAAACAACAUUAUUAUCAGCUCAAAUAGUUGAAUAUCAAGAAACCCGAAAAGUCCAAAUCGAAAAAAUAGUUGAUAGAAUUAUGGCUAAACCAAAUGAAAACCGAAGUAGGGAAGAAAUUAUAGAAGAUCAACUAAAAAGAACACCUUCAGUAACAAAAGAAAAUAUGAUUUGGCCCGUUCAAUUGUGUACAUCUAAUACAACAAAUAAAAAAACAGUUACAAUAAGCGAUAUUUUAAAAAUUACAAGUAAAUUAAAAAGUGAAAUUUAUUCAGAUUUGUGGGAAAGGGGUUAUUAUAUUACACAAGGACAUAAGUUUGGUGGAGAUUUUCUAGUGUAUAAUGGAGAACCUAUUUGCCAUCACGCGGUUUUUAUAAUUAAAUGUGUCGAAUGUGAGGAAAAUAUUUCUCCAUUAGAAGUAAUCGCAUUCGGUAGGUUAGGAACUUCAGUGAAAAAAAGAGCUGUAUUAGCGUCACUAACAGAUUCCAAAGUGUCUUAUAUUACAAUUAACUGGAUCGAUUCAUAAUACAAUAUAUUAUUUAAUUCUUAAGGGUAAGUUAGUACUUAAUAUAAUUAUUUAUUAAUCAUUAAAGCUUAUUUCUUAAAGUAUGUAUAUCAUCUAAUGAAUCCAGCAUGUGGAGGUGUCUAAUAUAAAAUUACAAUGUAUGAAUAUUAUAUUUUCCAAAAUGGCAGUAAAUUUGGUCUAAAACAUUCUCAAAACUGAUCUAGAUAUGAAAAUUUAUCAAAAAACUUAUGUAAAGAAAAAUGUAUCAAAAAAUCUUCAAUAUUUGAUUUAAUUGGUAAUUUAUCUAGAAUAUUGAGAUUCCUGCUAUAAAAUUCUAAUGCACAUGUUAUAUUUCCUAUUGUAGUUGCAAAUUUGGAUCAAAAAAUGCACAAAAUUCUUUGGUAUAGAGGAAAGUAUAUCAAAAAAUUUUCAAUAUUUGAUUUGAGCGGUAAUUUAUUUGGUAUUUGGAGGUGCCUAUUUUGAAAUUCCAAUGUAUAAACAUUAUUAUCCAUAGUAGAAGCAAAUUUGAUCUAAAACAUGCUCAAAACUGAUCUAGUUAUGAAAAUUUCUCAAAAAAAUCUUCAACGUUUGAUUUGAUUGGUAAUUUAUCUAACAUUUGAAGGUUCUUGCUACCAAAUUCCAAUAUAAAUGUUAUUUUUUAUCAUAGUUACAAAUUUGGGUCAAAAGAUUCCCAAAACUCUUGUAUAAAUGAAAACGUAUUUAAAAAAUUAAUAGUAUUUGAUUUAAUGAUCAAUUUAUGACAUUAAAAACCAUAUUUCAACAAAUUAUGUACAGUAAAUACAAAUAGAGAUAAAGAAGAUUCUUCAUUUACAAUUUGUUUAUUAGAUAAUACUUGUUCUUGUACUUCCAUAUUAGCAUAAUAUAAAAUUACAAAUGAAAAUAUUAUUAGUAUAGUGCCUUAGGACGUGACAUUAAUAAACAAUGCACUUACCUUGAACAGUUUAUUACUGAAUAAAUAUAUACUGCACAAUUAGAAA
This is a messenger RNA of Diorhabda carinulata, 1748 nucleotides long. It is a transcript of the gene Tsen34, whose product is annotated as tRNA-splicing endonuclease subunit Sen34. Bases 1 to 771 code for a protein of 256 amino acids. The transcript has a single exon. Gene Ontology annotation, biological process: tRNA splicing, via endonucleolytic cleavage and ligation; tRNA-type intron splice site recognition and cleavage. NCBI's taxonomy places the organism in Eukaryota, Metazoa, Arthropoda, Insecta, Coleoptera, Chrysomelidae. Gene Ontology annotation, molecular function: tRNA-intron lyase activity; nucleic acid binding. The record is from RefSeq and is a predicted model, not a curated record.